Zingiber officinale is the source of this 1300-nucleotide messenger RNA. Its product is annotated as probable galacturonosyltransferase-like 3. The record is from RefSeq and is a predicted model, not a curated record. Lineage: Eukaryota; Viridiplantae; Streptophyta; Magnoliopsida; Zingiberales; Zingiberaceae. Gene Ontology annotation, molecular function: glycosyltransferase activity. The transcript has a single exon. Gene Ontology annotation, cellular component: Golgi apparatus. The coding region runs from base 1 to 1011 and encodes 336 amino acids.
AUGUCUCACUUCGCAUUCCUCGCGGCGGCGCUCUUCCUGCUGGCCGCCUCCAGGUGGACAUUGCCGACCUCCGCUGAACUCCCCCGAUUCCGCGAGGCCCCGGCUUUCCGCAACGGACCCGGCUGCGUCUCCGCUCCGACCAUCCACAUCGCCAUGACCCUCGACGCCGCCUACCUCCGCGGCUCCGUAGCCGGUGUCCUCUCUGUUCUACGCCACUCCUCCUGUCCCGAAUCCAUCGCCUUCCACUUCCUGGCUACCCGACCACGCCGCUUCCGUCCCGUCGUGGCGGCCGCCUUCCCUUCCCUCACCUUCGAAGUCCACCGCUUCGACCCCGACCUCGUUCACGGCCGCAUCUCCUCCUCCGUCCGCCGCGCCCUCGACCAGCCCCUCAACUACGCGCGCAUCUACCUCGCCGAUAUCCUCCCCCGCUCCGUGCGCCGCGUCAUCUACUUCGACUCCGACCUCGUCGUCGUCGACGACGUCGCCCGCCUUUGGGCCACCGACCUCGCCCCUUACCAGGUCCUCGCCGCCCCCGAAUACUGCCACGCCAACUUCACCACUUACUUCACCGACCGCUUCUGGUCCGAUCCGGCACUCCCCCACGUCCUCACUGGCCGCCGGCGCCCCCCCUGCUACUUCAACACCGGGGUCAUGGUCGUCGAUCUCGACCGCUGGCGUGCCGGCGAGUACACCCGUAAACUUGAGUUCUGGAUGGAAGUCCAGAAGCGCAAGGCCCGGAUCUACGAGCUCGGCUCGCUUCCGCCGUUCCUCCUCGUCUUCGCCGGCGAGGUCAAGGGAGUGGACCACCGGUGGAAUCAGCACGGCCUCGGCGGCGACAACAAGGAGGGCCUAUGCCGAGAUCUACAUUCGGGGCCGGUGAGCCUCCUCCACUGGAGCGGAAAGGGCAAGCCGUGGCUCCGCCUCGACGCCGCCCGCCCGUGCCCGCUCGACGAUCUCUGGGCGCCGUACGACCUCCUUCUCCGCGAUGACGACCCCUUCUCCGACGUCUGAUCCGCCCCUCCUCCACGUCCACCGUCGACGACGGCCAUCCGAUCUGAUCGAUUCGCGCCGCGGGACCUUGCUCGAGUGAAGGGGCCCGUGGCAGCUGGAGGCGGGGGGACCCUUCAGAUGCAUAGAAGGGCUACCAUAACUUCAGCUCUAGAGUUCCUUUCAAUCUGUCUUCAUGACAACAAGGCAGGAGACGAACUGUUCUUGUCUUCUUCUCUUAUCGUCAUAGAUUGAUUCUUUGCCGUUCAUAAUAGUUUUCAGAUAUCGUAAGGUCCAUUUUUAUUCGGCUUUA